UAAUAUGGUUGGCACAAUGUCACUCUUAUAUAUGUAGCCUCACCAUACCAUACGUAUCAAAUCUCAUUUAUUCAUCCAAAAUCCUCACUAUCUUAUGGUAGUAGAUCCAUUUCAUCAUUUCUCAAUUUCAGUUGAAUUGUGUCAAAAUUAAGGGCCAUGAAGAGUGCUACACAAAAUAAGCAAUACCAAGAAGAACAAGCUUUGAUGAUUCCACCAAAAAAAGGAAGACACAGAUGUGUAACUUGCAUAUGCAUACUGUUAUUUCUAUUAUUAGUUUUAGUAACAGUUUGUGUUGUUCUUGCCUUAACACUUUUCAAGCCAAAAGAACCAAUAACAAAGAUUUCUUCAGCUACUUUACAAGGUAUAUCACCUCGUGUAACACUUCCUGUUCUUAACAUACAAAUCAAUGUUACUCUUGAUAUCAAGAUUCAAGUCGAGAAUCGAAACCGUGCGAGUUUCAAACAUGCAGAUGGAAUUAGUCUUUUGAUGUAUAAAGGUGUUGAAGUUGGAGAGACAGAUAUUUAUCCUGGUUUGAUUCCUGCAAGAAGUUCUAGUAUUCUUCCUUGUAGACUUAAUCUUCAAGCUGAUAAGUUAGCAUCCAAUAUGACAGGUUUUAUAGGUGAUUUGAUGGGUGGUGAGCUCUCUUUGGCAACAGUUACUAGGAUUCCUGGUAGAGUUACUUUUCUUGGAUUCAUUAAGAAACACAUUGUUGCUAAGUCUAAUUGUCAAUUUGUUUUUGGUGUUCCUGAUAUGGAGAUCAAAAGCCAAAUUUGCAAGAAUACGGCAAAGUUAUGAAUGGAUUUGGAUUGUAUACGGUAUGAUUGCACGCAGUCAACCACAUAUGAUCCGAAUUUCAAUGAAGAUUUUAAUUUUUGAAAAAUAAAUACUGAGUUUAAAGUCUGGACCGUAGAUUGUACGAUUUUAAUCGAACAAUUUAGAGGUGGCUAGGGGAAGUAGAUUUAUAGGUUAUAUGGUCAUUUCAUACUUCAGUGAUAUAAAUAAUAGUGUUUACAUGUAUUUAUAUAUUUGUAUGCUUUUGUAUAUUAGAAGUUGGUUGUGGUUUUGAAAA
Trifolium pratense (red clover) is the source of this 1069-nucleotide messenger RNA. RefSeq lists its product as uncharacterized. The record is from RefSeq and is a predicted model, not a curated record. Lineage: Eukaryota; Viridiplantae; Streptophyta; Magnoliopsida; Fabales; Fabaceae. The transcript has a single exon. The coding region runs from base 157 to 795 and encodes 212 amino acids.